AUGGAGCAAGAAGCGGUUUUUGAUGUUGGUAAUUUCGAUGAACGAGAUAUCUCGUUGACUGAGACACCUCGGGAUCCGUCGCACUACUUGCAGCAGGUUACUUUGUCGCGUGCACGUUGUCCAGAAGUAGUUGCUGCAAAGACAAUUCCCUUAAAAAUUGCCACUUCUGCAAUAGCCGAGGAUUUGUUGUUCAGCUGUGAACCGCCUUCUGAAUGGUCUGUUGCCAUGAGUGAUAAAUUUUCAAUACAACGAUCCCGUAUUAGUGCUCAAAAGUGGCAUUGGAGGAAAACUAUAACUUUUAAAUGGCCAAGCUUAAAAGAUCCCGACCAGUGGCGAAUAUUCUGUCUGGAGGAACGGAAUAGCUCAUUUCCAAUGAAAGCAGGAGAUGUUUCACUGUUUGCGCACCAUCGCGGUAAUCCGCCAACAUUAGGACUCGUGUUUAGUUUGUCGGAACAACAAGUCAAUAUUGUGAUUCAAUAUCUUAUAGAUGUUUUUCUUGAAGAGGGCUAUACGAGAGCACUAUUUGAAUGGAUAUAUGCGCUAAUGUUGGUUCUUCAGAAACCGUUAACGCACGAUGUAUGUUCAUCGAUACGCCAAUUGGCUAAACAUUCACGUGUUUUGCGAAAUACAUUGAAUGAAGAAACGCAAAGUGGUAGCACAAUAUAUGAUGAAUUCUCAUUAUUUAUCGCAGUUGUUGGUGUUUAUUUCGAGCAAUUAGAUAUCGCUGAUCAGAUCUCUUAA
Acanthocheilonema viteae is the source of this 741-nucleotide messenger RNA. Lineage: Eukaryota; Metazoa; Nematoda; Chromadorea; Rhabditida; Onchocercidae. The record is from the annotation of a GenBank genome assembly.